Messenger RNA from Daucus carota subsp. sativus, 570 nucleotides. Its product is annotated as protein METHYLENE BLUE SENSITIVITY 1. The coding region runs from base 109 to 426 and encodes 105 amino acids. The transcript has a single exon. The record is from RefSeq and is a predicted model, not a curated record. NCBI's taxonomy places the organism in Eukaryota, Viridiplantae, Streptophyta, Magnoliopsida, Apiales, Apiaceae.
AGGCAUCGGGUUAGUCGAGGGCAUUAUAGUUAGGGUUUGAAUCACAGGUUGCGUUGAUUAUUGUUUGUUUCUCUCCCAAACUCAUAAAAAAACCCUAAUCAAUCAAUCAUGACCGGAAAAGCAAAGCCCAAGAAGCACACCGCCAAGGAGCUAGCCGCCAAGCUGGACGCCGCUACCACCAACCGCGGCGGCGGCAAGGCCGGGCAAGCUGAUCGCACCGGCCAAGUCAAAGGCGGUCACGCCAAACUCGAAUGCCCUCACUGCAAAAUCACCGCUCCUGAUGUCAAAACUAUGCAAAUUCACCACGACUCCAAGCAUCCGAAGAUUCAAUUCGAUGAGUCCAAGCUCAAUAAUCUUCACGCCACCAUCCCUGCUGCUGAGUCUUCCAUGCCGCGUCCCGGGAUUCGUGGAAGCCUUAAGAAGUGAAUAUACAUAAAACUUAUUAUUAUUGUUCUCAACUUUUUAUCUUACAUAUCUAUGGUACAACUGCUAGCUUAUGUCCGAAUAAUUUCGUAUGGAUUGUGUUUAUCGUGUUGCUUUAUUAUGACACGGUGCCAUGAUUUUUUGUGA